This is a messenger RNA of Stomoxys calcitrans (stable fly), 1571 nucleotides long. Its product is annotated as lipase 3. The coding region runs from base 100 to 1350 and encodes 416 amino acids. The transcript has 2 exons. Lineage: Eukaryota; Metazoa; Arthropoda; Insecta; Diptera; Muscidae. Gene Ontology annotation, molecular function: hydrolase activity, acting on ester bonds. The record is from RefSeq and is a predicted model, not a curated record. Gene Ontology annotation, biological process: lipid metabolic process.
ACUUCCAAUGGAAUGUUAGAAUUCAGAUAGUCGAACUGUAUUUAUAGGAGCAAGUUCAGAUAUGGCGCCGUUUAGUAGAUUCCAAUUGAACAAAGAAGUAUGACAAUUCAUUUCACAUUUCUUGACGUAUUUUUGAUAUUUUUUGUGUUGCAAGCGGCGCUAGCCCAACCCAUUCAAUAUGAUAGUCCAGAUGAGAAACUCAUGAAAACAACGGCCGAUCGAAUUAAGGAACAUGGUUAUCCAGCUGAGAUCCACUACGUCGAGACGGAGGACAAUUAUGUGAUUGGAAUGUUCCGCAUACCCUACUCGCAUAAUUUGCAAAAUCAAAAUGAGCCAAGACCUGCCAUUCUACUGCAACAUGGUUUGACCUCUUGUUCCGAUGCUUGGAUUUUGAAUGGACCAAAUGACGCUUUGGCCUUUUUGUUGGCCGAUGCCGGCUAUGAUGUCUGGAUGGGAAAUGCUCGGGGUAAUACAUAUUCACGCAAUAACACCCGACUCUCUACAAAUCAUCCUUACUUCUGGAGAUUUAGUUGGCAUGAGAUUGGAGUCAUCGACAUUGCCGCAAUGAUUGAUCACAUUUUGACUACUACUGGGGAAACUGCCAUACAUUAUACGGGCCAUUCUCAAGGCACCACAGUUUUUUUCGUACUGAUGUCCGAAAAACCCGAGUAUAAUGAGAAAAUAAAGACGGCCCACCUAUUGGCUCCUGUGGCCUUCAUGGGUAACAUGAAAACAUUGUGGGCUAAAUAUACUCGCCGUUUUAUAGGCCGACCCAAUACCCUGACCGGCAUAGUUGACACCACGGAGGUAAUGCAUGCGACCUUCUUUGAGGAACUUUACAAUAUUUUGUGCACUAAACAUGCAGUUAUGCAGUUUAUGUGCAAAAAUCUCAUACAUCUGCUGAAUGGAGACAACGAUGUGGGUAACAUGAACCAAACAGUAGUGGGCCUACUGGACGAAACCCAUCCAGCUGGAGCCUCAUCUACCCAGGUGUUGCACUAUAUGCAGGAGUAUGAAUCUAAAAGAUUCUGCCAAUUAGAUCAUGGUGUGGCUCAGAAUCGCAAGAAAUAUGGCCGUGACACUCCUCCAGAUUAUGAUGUUGCCCAAAUCACCUCAACUCUGUUCUUCUAUUACAGUGAUGCCGACACCUUGGCCGAUGUGAUUGAUGUUGAGCAUCUUGCUUCUCUUGUACCAAAAUCUCCUACCAUGACUCAUUUCCCUGGUUCUACAAUGUCACAUGGAGAAUUUGCAUGGCACGUCAAUGUCAAAGAGAUGGUCAAUAUGCCGAUAAUAAAUGCAUGCAACGAAUAUGAAAACUCUGUGGAGACAUUGAAUCCAAGCGAGUUGUAGGGAUCCAAGGCGCCACUAAACAAAUAGACUAAAAUAAAAAUAUUUUUAUCUUAUCAAAAGUUUUAGGAUGUUCUAAGUCUAUUGUUAUUAUCGAUGUAUUUCGGGCGUUUUGUUACUGUAGUACGUGUAUUGUAGUCGAUUUAUCGUCAUAAUUAUUGGUUGUACAAACGGUGUCAAUAUUUCAAUAUUAAAGUUUAUUUGGAUCCUAUUUUUAUAUCAUU